Molecule: messenger RNA, 4469 nt
Organism: Colletes gigas
Lineage: Eukaryota; Metazoa; Arthropoda; Insecta; Hymenoptera; Colletidae
Gene: shi
Product: dynamin
Exons: 19
Coding region: 556-3249 (897 amino acids)
Biological process (GO): receptor-mediated endocytosis
Cellular component (GO): synapse; plasma membrane; cytoplasm
Molecular function (GO): microtubule binding; GTPase activity; GTP binding
Source: RefSeq, a predicted model, not a curated record
AUCAGCGAGAACACACAAGAAGAAGUUAAUCGAGACAGGAUCGAGAAACGACAAAAGGUACAGUUCCAGCUUCCUUUGAUAGCAAAUUACAGCGGGAAGUGGAAAAAGGUCAGCAGCAGGAGGACGAUAUGGAUUUUAUCUCGCGGCGAAAAGUGGGUCACAAUGAAGGCACCUAUGCGCACGCUUCGAUUAUCGAUUGAAACGUUACGUGCCUUGGUCCGUACGCUGGAUCUCAUUUACGGGAACGCAGUGGUCGUGGACGUUCGUGGUGUGACUUUCUCGCAGUAGGCCAGCGGCUGACAUCUUUCAUUUGUGAUUCCGCCGUCGCGGUUUUUGGAAAAAUGCGGUGAAAUUCGAUGUAGACCGACGUGUGCCUUCGCGAAAUCGGCCAUUUUGGUAGUGCGUGUUUCACGAAAACGGAUAGGAUCGCUUCUGGCAGCUACCCUCAACGGUUGUGCGUGGAAGUGGUGGCAGCUCGGUGUCGCCCACAGGACACAGCCGUGAAACCGAAAACGAUCGUGUUCUUGGGUUAGUGAGCAAACAGCCUCGAACAAAAUGGCAGGAAACGUGGGUAUGGAACAGUUAAUCCCGAUCGUGAACAAGCUGCAAGAUGCGUUCACACAACUUGGGGUGCACAUGCAACUUGAUCUGCCACAAAUCGCCGUGGUAGGUGGUCAGAGCGCAGGAAAAAGUUCUGUUCUCGAGAACUUUGUCGGGAAGGAUUUCUUACCUAGAGGAUCAGGCAUUGUAACCAGAAGACCGCUUAUCUUACAAUUGAUUAAUAGUACAACUGAAACUGCUGAGUUUUUACACUGUAAGGGUAAAAAGUUUGUGGACUUUGAUGAAGUGAGGAAGGAAAUUGAAGGAGAAACAGACAGGGUAACAGGCAGUAACAAGGGUAUUUCCAACAUACCCAUCAAUUUGAGAGUAUAUUCGCCUAAUGUUCUGAAUUUAACAUUGAUUGACUUGCCUGGUCUCACAAAAGUACCAAUUGGAGAUCAACCAGCAGAUAUAGAAGCUCAAAUCAAAGCCAUGAUUUUCCAAUUCAUCAAAAGAGAAAAUUGUCUUAUAUUGGCGGUAACUCCAGCAAACACUGAUUUAGCAAAUAGCGAUGCUCUCAAACUUGCUAAAGAAGUUGAUCCUGAAGGUGUGCGUACUAUUGGCGUUAUUACAAAAUUGGAUCUUAUGGAUGAUGGUACCGACGCAAGAGAUAUUUUGGAAAAUAAAUUGCUACCUCUGAGGCGAGGUUACAUUGGUGUCGUUAACAGAAGUCAGAAAGAUAUAGAAGGUCGAAAAGAUAUAAAAAAUGCUUUAGCCGCCGAAAGAAAAUUCUUCCUAAGCCAUCCAUCUUAUCGGCAUCUAGCUGAGAGAUUAGGAACGCCGUAUUUGCAACGAGUUUUGAACCAACAAUUGACGAAUCAUAUUAGGGACACUUUGCCAGCAUUGAGGGACAGAUUACAAAAACAGUUGCUUACAUUGGAAAAGGAUGUUGACCAAUACAAACAUUUUAGACCCGAUGAUCCCGCCAUAAAAACAAAAGCUAUGUUACAGAUGAUACAGCAGCUCCAGUCAGAUUUUGAAAGGACUAUAGAAGGCUCCGGAUCCGCGCAAAUCAAUACAAAUGAACUCAGCGGAGGCGCUAAAAUAAACAGAUUAUUCCACGAACGUUUCCCAUUCGAAAUAGUUAAAAUGGAAUUUGAUGAAAAAGAAUUGAGAAGAGAGAUUGCUUUCGCCAUUAGGAACAUUCAUGGUAUCAGGGUUGGGCUGUUUACUCCCGACAUGGCCUUCGAGGCAAUAGUCAAGAAACAAAUCAAUAGACUCAAAGAACCCAGUCUAAAAUGUGUAGACUUAGUUGUGCAGGAACUCAGUAACGUUGUACGCAUUUGCACGGACAGGAUGUCGCGUUAUCCUAGAUUGAGAGAAGAAACGGAACGUAUCAUAACCACUCACAUUAGGCAACGAGAACAGAUGUGCAAGGAGCAGUUGGUACUUUUGGUUGAUUGUGAACUGGCUUAUAUGAAUACAAAUCACGAAGAUUUCAUUGGUUUUGCCAACGCGGCAGCCAGUAGCCAUAAUGCAAGUGCACAACAGUCUUCAGAAAAUGCUGUUAAAUCCGGCCGCCACACAUUAGGCAAUCAAGUUAUUCGUAAAGGGUACAUGUGCAUUCAUAAUCUUGGUAUAAUGAAAGGUGGUUCCAGAGAUUAUUGGUUUGUCUUAACAUCAGAGAGUAUUUCAUGGUUCAAAGACGAAGAAGAACGCGAAAAGAAGUACAUGCUACCUUUAGAUGGAUUGAAAUUGCGCGAUUUGGAACAAGGCUUCAUGUCUCGGCGACAUUUGUUCGCUUUGUUUAAUCCAGAGGGCAGAAAUGUUUAUAAGGAUUACAAACAGCUUGAAUUGAGUUGUGAAACACAGGAUGACGUUGACUCCUGGAAGGCCUCUUUCCUCAGAGCUGGAGUAUACCCUGAGAAAUCAACGGAGCAAACCAAUGGAGAAGGAGAGGAAGGAUACGAGGGUGGAUCAGAGGCUCAGUCAUCAAUGGAUCCUCAACUGGAGCGUCAAGUGGAAACCAUUAGGAAUUUAGUUGAUUCAUACAUGAAGAUUGUUACAAAAACUACUCGCGAUCUGGUUCCAAAGUCAAUUAUGCAUUUGAUCAUUAAUAAUGCAAAGGACUUCAUCAAUGGAGAGCUGUUAGCGCAUCUCUAUGCAAGCAGUGAUCAGGCUUCGAUGAUGGAGGAAUCGCCCGAGGAAGCACAAAAACGUGAAGAAAUGUUGCGUAUGUAUCACGCGUGCAAGGAGGCGCUUCGUAUCAUUGGAGACGUCUCGAUGGCAACAGUUUCCACUCCCGUGCCGCCGCCAGUGAAAAAUGAUUGGUUGGCAUCUGGCGAAAAUCCAAGUCUUGGGUUAUCACCACCAUCACCUGGUGGGCCAAGACGUGGAGUGACACAGCCACCACCUCUUUCUAGUUCUCGAGCACCGCCGCCGGUUCCGACUGGCGCCCGGCCAGCACCGGCCAUUCCUAACCGACCUGGACCCGGUGGACCACCACCGUCGCGUGCUACGCCUGGCCUACCUCCUCCUCUAAUACCAUCUCGUGGGGGUGGUCUACAGCAGAGGGUGACGCAAGCCGCGACGCAAGCCGCUGCUAACGCCGCUGUGAACGAGCUGAUGGAUGCAUUCAAGAUCAAGCGUCCCGUACCCAAUAUUCCUCCCCGAAUCCCCGACAGACCGUACUACGGCCGAUUAAACUGAGCUAGUCCAUGGAGAGCACACUACACCUGUGCGCAUCCACGCCCGAGAGUAUUCGAGGAAUGUCGUUCUGAAACGAGCCGAUGACCGGGACACGGGAACAAGCUCAGGACAAAGCUGGGAGACGUCACUCGACGUAAAACGAGUGACGUCGAUAAUCCGGGGUGACCCUGGACGCGUCGUUCGGGUCUGCGCCCUCCUUUGAUCUCGACAGCCACGAGGUAAUUGCGUUCGUCCGCGCGACGAGGGAAGAUCCCAAAGGAGGGACAGCACGAUCCCACGGAGCAGGAGGAACAAGGCUGUGCCAGAAAAAAAAAAAAGAAUAAAAAGUAACGAGAGAGAAAGAGGAACCAAGAGAAACGAACAAGACGAAUGGCCAGCGCUAAGGGAUUUAACGGUUCGUCUAGUCUGUUGCUCGAUAGUCGGCAGCCAGAGAUUCAAUCCAGUCACACUUCUUACUUCUUCUUUCUCUGAGAUUUUUUUCGUCUUCUAUGUUUUAUUUAUACCGCUAGACGAGUUUAGGUUACGUGUAGUUGCUAAGUAUUAAAGAUGGCGCGCUGGUCGAUGCGCCCGCGACGAACUCCGAUGGAACGAUUUUGUUUAGCUCGUAACGCGGUGGCGACAGACGGUUUUCCGAGAAGAAGCGGCGCGGUUAUCGAUCCGUACUCGGAAUUUUCGGUUUCGUUCGGAGCUAUCAGUAUUAUAGGUAAGAAUGGAGAGUCAACGAUGUUUCAUUUUUCAGUCACGGGAUCGCUCCAGGUUCGGUUGGAUCGCCGUCGGUUGAACGUUAACGCGGACACGUGUAUCGAUCGUUAUCUUUUCGAGAGGUGUAGCGUUGUGAAUUCGUAUACCGUCAUCUGGGGUGGGAUUGUGCCACUUUUCUGUAUAUUUCACAACGGAUCCUGAUUUCUUUUCUAGCGAACCUAUAGUCGUAGCAAGAUCUUUGGCUGUUAUGUUAAAAAAUUUUGUUAUCGUAGUCGGUAAGGCGUAAGCAAUUGAUCUUUUACAAUCAUAUCAUGAAUCAUGAAUCGUUAUACAAAAAUAAUUAUAAUUAAAUAUAUUAUGAAAAGUAUUGGCCUGAUUUUUUUAUUAAAUUAGAAGGUUCACUUGCUUUAAACAAAAGCUAUCCUUAAAAUGUGCAAUAUUACUAUAAUAAAUUGUACAAAAUAUCUACUAGGAUGCUGUACAAAUACUGAUUCAGUCUAUGCUAGAACAACCUAUGU